AUGAUGCAAGUCAAACUGAAGCAUUUUGACGAGGGACAGUCAUGGACGGAGAAGAGGAACUCCACUGCUGCCGCUGCUGCCGCUGCUGCCGGUGCUUCGGCACCUGGAGGAGGGAACAGCGGGAUGCCGAAAAGUUUUUCAGUUUGCACAGUGGACGCCGCCAACGCCUCCUCGUCUGCUGCUGAUGCCGAGGCGCUGGGCCGUAUACUCUCUGGGUCAUCGCCUUCGUUUGUUUUCAUUCACAAUUGCAAUGCCGCGACGAGAAGACAGCUUAUGCAACUGUCAUCGGUGAGGAAGUUCUACGGAAUCACGGACAACAUUCGGUAUGAGCCGCGUGAGCCGACCGAAAGGGGAACUGUCACCCUAGUUCGGAUUGGCAUGACCUGUGAAAGUGUUGAAAAUGUGACUAAGGAGCUGGAGAUCAGCAACAACACGAAUGGUGAGAGCGAAGGAAGCACAAGUCACAGCAGUGUUGCCAGCGCUGUGAAGCUGUUCAUGACACUGCAAGUGCGCUCCUUUCCCGGGGCUUCGGUGACCGUCGGCAUGUUGUACAUGGAUCCGGGGGCGCAACCAUGGGUCCGCACGGCAGCGCUUAGCAGCAUAAUUCCGUUACUUGGAAGCGCGGAGGUGAUCGUUAUUUGUGCGAAUCUUCUUACCUCUACCACCACUCUGAACGAGGAAAUAUGUGCUGCAUGUAACUCAUACGGGUUCGCUGACGCUACAGAGGACGCUGUGGAGAAACCUGUCAGUCCUGGAAGCAGCGCUUCUCAUCGGGACUGGGGUCUUUGGGUAAAAUCGUCGAAGUUGUGUGUGACAAGCUGUGCGCCAAGUUUCCAUGAAGGGGAGAGGUGUGUGUUCACGUCAUUGAUGGCAGUCGUUGGGCCCCGUAGCCCUGCGGGAAUUGCAAUUCCACAGCCCCGUAGCGCAAAGUCUGCCAAUCCGCGGGGCUCGCCUUGGUCGCCUGCCGCUCCUCCAGUAAUAACCGACCCGGCCAUUCUUAGCGCGGAGGCUGGGAGCCGUACGGGUUCGGUGCAGGCGAUAAAAGGUGGGGGUUCAGCAAUUAUUGAACGCCUGCUGCAACAGCAGCAACAACAACAACAGCAGUUUACUACUCGUUGGCGUGCUUCUUCCACUUGCCCCAUCAAAAAUAAUGACAAACUCACUCGUGAGGAGCAGGCGUUCGACGUUUCCUCUCAUUUCACAUCAAUUCAGGAGGCGGUGGAUGCGCUCAACUCCAAAACAAUUCACUGGCCAGCUGAUUUUUGUGUAGUGUGUGAUACCAUAUUAUUCAGUGACGCGGUGGGACAAGGCGACAAACGUACAGCGUUCCGUCGGUACGCAAAGGAGUACAAGAACAGCUCAACGUUGCUAGCGCAGAUGAUUGUAGCUUCGGGUGCUGCAAACAAUCCAACUACCAACGCCACGGCAGAGAAGAGCGCGUGGUUGAAGCGCGCUCUGGCAACACAAAACCACAAGUCGGCGGACCGCGAGGAGAAGGCCGGCAGCGUGUCUACCGGGCCUGCGGUAAAGCGCGAGGAGGAGCACCGUGUUCGAGUUUGGGAUGCGGCAUGGUGUACGGUUGUGUAUCAGGUAACUCCGCGUGAGAUGAAGUUUAAUGUCACUCACCUGGUUGGUCUUGGAAAGGACAACCUUGCGGAGGCCAUUCAAUUCCUGAACGCACGCGCUCUGCCAAAGGGAGGGAAGGCGGCGAACGGUCGAGAGAAUCCUCUGCAGAAUUACCCGUACGACUACGCCCUUCUCUUCUCUUGGGAACUCCAGGGGUUUUGGCUCAUCGCUGCCACCGAUGUACCAUGCGAUAUUGUGGCAUGUCGAGCUGCCGCAUGA
Molecule: messenger RNA, 1845 nt
Organism: Trypanosoma brucei brucei TREU927
Lineage: Eukaryota; Euglenozoa; Kinetoplastea; Trypanosomatida; Trypanosomatidae
Gene: TB927.1.670
Exons: 1
Coding region: 1-1845 (614 amino acids)
Source: RefSeq, a predicted model, not a curated record